Stegodyphus dumicola is the source of this 1049-nucleotide messenger RNA. RefSeq lists its product as uncharacterized. NCBI's taxonomy places the organism in Eukaryota, Metazoa, Arthropoda, Arachnida, Araneae, Eresidae. The record is from RefSeq and is a predicted model, not a curated record.
ACACGCAGAAUCGCUAAUUAAGAAACUAUGUUGCGUGCAAUUUGGCAGAAAUAUAAAGCAAUAGGUCAGUUUUCGAAUCACAAUGUUAGAAUCAGGUUUGAAAUGAAAUUUACUUAAAUAUUAUAUUUUAAAAAAAUUAGUUUGAAAUACGUAAUUUUAAUGUGUAGUUUGGAAAGCCAUCAAUAGAUGGCGCUACGAGUUAAAAUUUAACAUUGUAAUCUUAUUUCUGCAAAAAUUCACGAAGUAAUUGAUUUUGAUAUCAGUUAUAAAUCAUAUUUUUUUCUAAAUAAUAUUUAGAAGCGUUUCAUAUAUUCCUUUAUACACAGUUUUCACUAAACAUUGUCAGCUGUCAGCAGAAUGACGUUUACGGCAACCCUAUUGCAUUGCUAUUCCGCACUCGUUUUGUUUACAUUUAUUUGUACUGUGGUCAGUUUGCAAAAAAUAUGCGAAAAUAUCAAGGACGACCGAAAAAACAUCCUGGUUUUAAUAAAAGAUCCAGAAUUCAGCGUAAACGUCGAGCUCAAGAAAAAAAUAUGAAAUUAAAUUCCCGAGAUGUGGAAGAUUCCGAACAAGCGGAUGUUUUCGAAAGGUCCGGAAGUGAAAAAUUUGACUUUUCUACGCCAGAAGUUACAGCUAAUGUUCCUAAGACAAACCAGGCUUUCCUGAGUUCUGAUCUGGACAUUUCAGUUAUUGACUCUGACGUAGAAGGUAGAAAUACAAGCUCUCUUUUGGGCUUGGAGUCUGAGCCUCUUCAGGAGAACCUUAAUGAUGAAUUUCUGUGUCCUGAUUCACCUUUAAUUAUCGAAAGGGAAGAUCGACGAAAGGCAAAUCCAUUACCAUCUGGCAGAACAAUUUGCAAUAUGUCUUUUGUAAUAGUGCAGGCUAGGACAUUAGAGCAACAUUCCCUAAAUUGUAAAUUUGGAGGAUCAUUUAUUUUUAACAAAGUGAUUCGACGUGGUCUUGUCACACUACAUAUAACUAUGUAUGUGAUAAAAUUUUAUGUGGGGAAAUGGCAACAAUUUGUUCUGAUAUGGAGAAAAGCAGCCUAA